CCGCUCUCUCGCACAAUGCCAUCCCCAGCUCUGCUCGAGCUCGAUAAAAAUCGUAGGGCGUCAGUCAGCACAUCUUCACCGCUGGGACUCUCGUCUUUCACCUCGGGCCCAGCACAGACCGCCAGUGUACCUGAAGCCGUAGUCAAGGCUCCGGUGGUCGUCAAGUCGGAUGGAGAGGCAAAACUGUCCGUAAUCGAGGCAUCGAAGCGCCUAGCAGCUUGGACAGCAGUCGAUCAUCAUAUUCGCUCAGAACACAAGGUAAUCGGAAUCGGAUCAGGCUCGACGGUACCCUACGUUGUGGAACGAAUAGUAGCUCAAGGUAAGGAGCUGAAUAAAGAUCGUGUCUUCUUGCCUACUGGCUUCCAGUCGAAGGAGCUCAUCGUCAAAGCCAAUCUACGACUUGGCGAUGUCGACCAGUAUCCAAGUAUUGAUGUGACCAUUGAUGGUGCAGACGAAGUCGACCAUGAUCUGAACUGCAUAAAAGGCGGUGGAGCUUGUCACCUUCGAGAAAAGGUACUCGCCGAAGCUGCUGAGACAUGGAUUAUCGUCGCCGACUACCGCAAGAACUCAGAAGUACUAGGGACAACGUACAGACAGGGAGUUCCUAUCGAAGUUGCACCCUUCGCAUACGCGAAGCUGUUGCAAAACGUACAUCGGCUCGGUUCUGAGCAAGCAACAUUGAGAAUGGCAAAGGGAGGAAAAGCUGGUCCUGUUGUGACUGACAAUGGUAACUUUGUCAUUGAUGCUCCUUUUGAUCCGGAGACGAUGAGUGACCCGCAUGAGCUUCUGACUAAAAUUAAGAUGCUGACGGGUGUUGUUGAGGUCGGGCUUUUCUGCAAAAUGGCGCAAGCAGCCUAUUUCGGAAAUGCUGAUGGAAGUGUAACUAUCAAAUGGCACGAUGGCAAAGUAGAGCAGGUGGCGGGUUCAACUCACAACUCACCAGCUCUAAAUGGUGAACAAUAGAUUUUACUGUCUGACGUUUCGGAAUCGCAAUACUGUUUGUAAGUACUAUCGUACAGUCGAUGUAGAACCCUCAACUCUGUAGAUCAGCGUCCUCAAUCCAUGAUUUUGUAUAUUAUCCUAUCACAUUUAUCCCUCCUCUUCCAUCCUUUUGAUCACAUUCCUCCUGAAAAGCCGUCUUUUAUCAAUAACAGGGUGCAUCCUUAAGCUUCUUGGCCAUCUCUUUUAUUGUCUCGCGAGCCUCCACUUCACGCCUGGUGUCGCCAUUGCUAGCGGCCGCAAGUAAAUCUCUGAGGGCGACGUACGUCGUAUACCACAUUCGUUUCGUAUACUGUCUUGCAAAGACGAUGGGACUCCCGCCAUAUCCUUCAAGUAACGCGGUGCUGGGAGAGUGGAAGACACCUUCCAGCAAAGGAUCGCCCCAUAUUGCACCUUCCCAGCCGAUGAUACCUGUUAUUUCUCCUUCGUUUGGUGCCUUGAGGUUGAUGAAGACGCGAUCUCCCCACUCUUUUUCAGUGGACCAGAUAAGACAGGGUACUUCUACGUCAUCGAACAGGUAAAAACCGAUUGCACGGCCUAGGUAGCGACGUAAGUCCGGUAUAGGGAGGCCCUCUCCUCCAUCACAAUUAUCUUCAGCCUUCUUGAUAUCGCUGUUGGAACUUUCCUCGUGUCUCUUUGAGGUUAAUUCCUCCACUUCCCCGAGAGCCGUCUCAAGAAGCAAAGUAAACGCUUCUUGCCAGCUAUAACAUUCUUCCCAUUCCUUUUUAUCAUACGGGAGACCGAACCAGUCGUUUUGGAGUUCAUGCAGCGCGUGGAGGUAGACGCCCAGCCUUAAGUCUGCUGCUGCACGUAUGCGUACAGUAUCCGGGACUACCUUCUCUUCUUUAUUUUCUGACUGUAAUUCCGCUUGUGAUGGAGAAGUCGAAAGAGAGCUCAACGGAACUCCGGACGGAUGAGUGUAUAAUACGUAUGGGGACGAGAUUAUUGUGCCACUAUCGUCCCGUUUGAAGCAUGGCGGAAGUGGGAUAGCAGAUUGAGAAGAAAUAGUCUCGAAUAAGCUCGAUUG
Molecule: messenger RNA, 2026 nt
Organism: Fomitiporia mediterranea MF3/22
Lineage: Eukaryota; Fungi; Basidiomycota; Agaricomycetes; Hymenochaetales; Hymenochaetaceae
Product: ribose 5-phosphate isomerase
Exons: 9
Coding region: 16-963 (315 amino acids)
Biological process (GO): D-ribose metabolic process; pentose-phosphate shunt, non-oxidative branch
Cellular component (GO): intracellular membrane-bounded organelle
Molecular function (GO): ribose-5-phosphate isomerase activity
Source: RefSeq, a predicted model, not a curated record